AUGCCUCUCCAGAUCCCCAUUGAUGCGAUUACCUCGCGCUUCGGCGAACGGUUCAACAGCGUUCGCUCUCAAUCCCUCGGCACGCGCUUUGCCAACCUGCGUCCCAUCUCCGAAUUCCUGGACAUCAAGCGUGUCUCCAAGCCCGCCCAUUUUGGCGAGGUCCAGAGCCGUGUGAACUACAAUCUGUCCUACUUCUCUAGCAAUUAUGCCGCCGUCUUCGUGAUGCUCAGCAUCUACAGCUUGCUGACCAACCCCCUGUUGCUCUUUGUCAUCAUCCUGGUCACCGGUGGUCUCUACGGCAUCGGAAAGCUCCAGGGUCAUGACCUGGAAUUGGGCUUCGCCCGGUUCAACACUUCCCAGCUGUACACCGGACUGCUAAUUGUCGCGGUGCCUCUGGGAUUCUGGGCCUCGCCCAUCUCCACUGUGCUCUGGCUGAUCGGAGCCACCGGCGUGACUGUCUUCGGCCACGCCGCUUUUAUGGAUAAACCAAUCGAGAAUGCUUUUUCCGAGGAGGCGGUCUAG
Messenger RNA from Aspergillus costaricaensis CBS 115574, 522 nucleotides. Its product is annotated as putative COPII vesicles protein Yip3. Gene Ontology annotation, cellular component: Golgi apparatus. The transcript has a single exon. The record is from RefSeq and is a predicted model, not a curated record. The coding region runs from base 1 to 522 and encodes 173 amino acids. Lineage: Eukaryota; Fungi; Ascomycota; Eurotiomycetes; Eurotiales; Aspergillaceae.